AUGACCUCAAUCAACCCAAUGGAAGUCCUCUCCACAAAGCUCCAAGUUGGAUCGGCAGCUAGAGGUCCACUGGAUCAGCUUCGCCUCGUGAUCAGCCAGGAUGGCUUGGCCGGACUCUUCAAAGGAUACUGGUUUAACCUCAUACUUUGCAGCAAUCCAGCCAUCCAAAAUACGAUUUUUGACAAGAUCCAGGAAGCCAUGCUGCUGAGAAAAAAGCAGCGGGCCGCGUCAGCCAAAGUGUCGCUGACAUCAUUGGAAGUGUUCAUGCUCGGCGCUUUGGCUAAGGCCAUCGCCACCAUGAUUACUUUCCCGGUCACUCGCAUCAAGACCAUGCUGCAGGCGGGUGAGCCGCCUAUACCGGAAGAGGAGCGAGAACACAAUGACGACGAGAAGACGCAGGCUCCGCAAAUCCUGCGAAACCUCUCCUUCAGCCACAAGGCAUUGGAAGGGCAACGGCCACGAGAACGGCUUUGCGAACUGUACAGAGGGCUGCGGCCCACUUUGAUGAAGGGGGUUCUACAAGCGGCGCUGAUGUAUUUGGCGAAAGAUCAAGUUACAAAGAUUGUUGUGGCGUGCCUACGAGCAGUUGCAAAAAAAAGAAGACUGGUGGCUAAUUAG
Symbiodinium pilosum is the source of this 618-nucleotide messenger RNA. NCBI's taxonomy places the organism in Eukaryota, Dinophyceae, Suessiales, Symbiodiniaceae. The record is from the annotation of a GenBank genome assembly.